UUUAGACAUAUACCAAAGCUCAUACAUGGUCGACUAUAAACCCUACGGGAAGCAUAAGUACUCCGGAGUUACACCACAAGAGCAAGCAAAGCUGGAUGCCCAGCUCCGGGGCAAAGAGUUUUAUAGGUCUGUCCCCAGUCCCAACCCCAGGCUAGAGGAUGGAUACCCUGCCUUCAAAAGACCCCACAUGACUGCCAAAGACCUUGGAUACCCUGGCUUCUUCCCACCACAGGCCCAGGUGACCACCUCAGAGGAUGAAUGCAGGUCCACCAGCAUCUGCCCUUCCGUGCACCCAGUGUCCCACAUUCUGUACCUGGCCCAGGGUGACCCGAACCAGGUCCAGCAGAGCACCGACUUCCCAUGCCUCCUGGAGCCUGAACGCCAACCUGCUGCAGACAAGGGCAAAGGCUACUUUCCGCUGCCCCGCUGCUUCUGUCCUCAUCACCAUACAGUCAAGGUCCCCAUCCUGAACAGGUGGGGGCCCUUGAGGCCAUUUUACCAGUAGGAAGGGUGAGGACAGCUUCCCAGGGCACUGUGGAAAUCCCUCCCUUUCACAAGGAA
This is a messenger RNA of Manis pentadactyla (Chinese pangolin), 561 nucleotides long. It is a transcript of the gene SPMIP9, whose product is annotated as sperm microtubule inner protein 9. The record is from RefSeq and is a predicted model, not a curated record. Bases 26 to 505 code for a protein of 159 amino acids. NCBI's taxonomy places the organism in Eukaryota, Metazoa, Chordata, Mammalia, Pholidota, Manidae. Gene Ontology annotation, cellular component: cytoplasm. The transcript is spliced from 2 exons.